Molecule: messenger RNA, 492 nt
Organism: Aureococcus anophagefferens
Lineage: Eukaryota; Pelagophyceae; Pelagomonadales; Pelagomonadaceae
Exons: 2
Coding region: 1-492 (163 amino acids)
Source: RefSeq, a predicted model, not a curated record
AUGGCGGGCCGGAAGGUGGCCAUCUCCAACUGCGCGCGGGCGCUGAACGACAAUGAGAUCUACAUCAUCCAGAUCUUCGACAACGCGCCGUCGGGCCUCCUCGUCAAGGCCUACCUGCAGGCCAAGUCGCUCGAGUACUUUAUGCCCAUCACCGAGGGCGAGCUCGAGAAGGCGGCGCUGAACCGGGGCGAGGCCGCGCUGACGCGCCUCGCCGAAUCCAUCGACCUCGUCGAGAAGGGCGGCGCCAUCUUCCUCGAGUCGUCCAUCCCGGGAAUCGCCAAGCCCAAGUUCAUCGGCCGCACGCGCGCGGGCGACGGGACGCUGCCGGCCUUCCUGGCCAAGGCCCUCGCCGAGCUGUGCCGGGACAAGCCCGCGGGCCUCGAAGCGGUCAAGCGGCUCGGCGAGUGGAUGCUCGAGCACAACCCGAACCAGCCCGCGGUCGACGAGCCGGAGGACGGGCCGGAGGCCGCCGUCGCGGCGGCCGCGGCGUGA